AUACAUCAAAUAUAUGCCGAAAAUCCAUACUAAUGUCGUAAAAUGCAUCUUUUGCGUCUUCUCCUAUCGCAAAACGUACUGAUUUCGUCGUAAACUAUUCCUUGCACAUGCGCAUUGACGUUAACCGAAACUUGCCAAAAUAACUGAAAAUGGCGACGAAUUCAACUGAUCGUGAUUCUCCUUCGAAUUAUGUAAGCAUCAAAGUGACACGGAGGGGUGGCGGUGUUGUGAAUUGGUACGCGAUUGAUUGUGGACAAGGUGACGUUACGUUUGCCCUGUUAUAUGAGAAACUUGUUACGACAAGCGAGUUCAGGCCGGUGAACUUCAGCGAAUUUCUUUCAAGAACCGCCAAUGUGCAAAUUAUUGCAAUGAAGAAAAAGUCGGAAGAGAUGUCAAGGUCUACGCUGGCCUAAAGGUCGGGCAUGCCUGCCGACAAUUCGGAUGUUUUGUCCGCAUCGAGGUGGACAAGACUGAUGAAGAUCCGCGGCCCAAGUCUGCUUUUGAGGUGAUUAAAAUUUCAUUGUUACCUUCAGUUUUGGAUUGAACUACUAGUAGGGGAGGGGGGCCGAGGGUAUUUUAAAUUUUCACAUUCGGUACAUGUAUGCAUAAAUGACUACAGCACUGUUUUUUUAAAGUCUAUUGACAGGAUGCUAUCUAGUCAGUAUAAAGGCACUAAACCGACUGAUAACAAAUUUGGGACUCUUCCAUUGACAGGAGAUUCCUGUCAAUGAGCGCUCACCACAGCACAGAAGAAGAAGGACUUGGAGUCUGAGGGAGGACUCCAUGUACACCUGUGGAGUAUCAUGGAUACCAGACGAUCAUCUGAGAGAGAGCUGUUAUGUGAGCCGGGCCCUAUCAUGUGCCGUUCCAGUAGAGCCCUACUACUAUUCUGCGAGACUCAAGGCUCCAGCUGCAUUAAGGUCAAUCCUCCCACUGGUAUGCUGGCAGUGUGGGGAGGAAGAGACACUCCCCAUUCUUUGGAGAAGGCCAAGCAAUUCCAGACGAUCCAUCCAGUGUGUCAGGUGUGCAAAUCUGCAGGAGUAGAGGAGAGGACACGAGGAAAGAAGAAGAUGAAAAGGAGAAGAGAGGCGGAAGAUGACAACUAAGGCACCUGAAGAAUGACAGCGCCAUAAGAGGAAAACAAGAUGUCAGAGGAAGUUAGACAGGACAUGCAGCAUGCCAGUCAAACAAAACAAAAAUAAAGUUCUUGUUUGGUAUACCA
This is a messenger RNA of Branchiostoma floridae (Florida lancelet), 1222 nucleotides long. RefSeq lists its product as uncharacterized. NCBI's taxonomy places the organism in Eukaryota, Metazoa, Chordata, Leptocardii, Amphioxiformes, Branchiostomatidae. The transcript is spliced from 4 exons. Bases 804 to 1106 code for a protein of 100 amino acids. The record is from RefSeq and is a predicted model, not a curated record.